ACACAAAGGAAUCAAACUUUUUUCCUUUUUUUAUUUUUGUAUUGUCUAUUUAAACACAUUGUGAAAUUGGUGCAAUAUAUUUGUAUGAAUUGUAAGUGCAAUUUUUCGACGAAAGUAAAUGGAAAGCUGUCAAAUGCAGUGUAACGCAAUCACCGCAUCUCAAAGAUGGACAGAUUACGACUAUUGCCAUUGGAAUUGCCAUCAGCCACUAAUAUAAAUAAUAAUGGAACAGUCAAAGGAAAAAUAUCAUUUGUUCGAAGAUUAGCAGUAGGAUUUGUCAUCUUGGCUACAUUAGGUUUAUUAUAUGUACCAGCAUACCAUUCUGCCCAAGGUCCAUUUUUAGGCUUAGGUGAGACUCCAUCCCCUGCAAAACAUAUUGGUGUUUCACAUUUGGUUGCCUCAGUAGCACAGUUGCCAGGAUGGGCACAUAAUACUUCAAGAGAUCUGUGUGUAUAUAUUCAUCCAGAAAAUAUAACGUCAAUUUUAAGUCCUACUGGUAUAUGUUCUCCAUCACCAUAUCUCCUCAUAGUUAUUUGUUCAGCUGUUACAAAUUUCAAAGCUAGGACAGCUAUAAGAAAUACUUGGGCUAAUAAAAAUAAUUUAGAUAGUACAUAUAAUUCUACAGUAAAAAUAGCAUUUCUUUUGGGACAAAGUGACAAUGAUACACUUAAUAAUAUAAUAGUUGAAGAAAGUCAUAAAAACAAUGACAUCAUUCAAGAAACAUUUUAUGACACAUACAAUAAUUUAACAUUAAAAUCUGUUAUGAUUUUAAAAUGGGUAACAUCAAACUGUGGCCAAGCAAAAUAUCUCAUGAAAACAGAUGAUGAUAUGUUUGUAAAUGUACCUAUUUUAAUGAAAACCUUACAAUCAAGGUCACAAACUACUGAUACAUUACUAGGUUCACUUAUUUGCAAUGCCAAACCUAUUUUAGAUCCAAAUAAUAAAUGGUAUACACCAAAAUAUAUGUAUUCAGAGAAAAUGUAUCCUAAUUAUUUAUCUGGUACGGGGUAUGUAAUGAGUUUAGAUGUGGCAUUUAAAUUAUAUCAUGCUGCAUUAAAAACACCAUUACUUCAUUUGGAAGAUGUUUAUAUCACUGGUCUUUGUGCAAAACAUGCAAAAGUUAGACCUGUAAAUCAUCCUGGUUUUAGUUAUGUUCCACGUAAAUUGGAUCCUUGCAUAUUAAAAAAUGCUAUUACAACACACAAAGUUAAUGUAUCUAGUAUGUAUGUAAUAUGGAACAAAUUGAGUGUUACAAAUCUUUCUUGUGGUAGUCAUUCUCAUAAUGAUAAGAAAUCAGUUACAUUAAGUAGAAAUGGUAGAAAUAUUGGAUACUAUAUAGUAAAAAGGAGAAAUAUCAAUAAAUGUGUUUAA
Messenger RNA from Habropoda laboriosa, 1371 nucleotides. Its product is annotated as beta-1,3-galactosyltransferase 1-like. Lineage: Eukaryota; Metazoa; Arthropoda; Insecta; Hymenoptera; Apidae. Bases 166 to 1371 code for a protein of 401 amino acids. The transcript is spliced from 5 exons. The record is from RefSeq and is a predicted model, not a curated record. Gene Ontology annotation, molecular function: hexosyltransferase activity. Gene Ontology annotation, cellular component: membrane.